AUGUCUCGACGGUUCCUCAGCUGCGCUCGCCCCCUCCGCCCGUGUCGCAAUCGCAAUCGCAACAAGGCUACGGCAGCCCCUAUCAGCAGCAAGGCGUUCAUGAACGACCCCACGGCACAGGUCGCGGCGCAGUUUGGACAGACGGCUUUCAAGCAUGGCCAGGAGUACAUGGAGCAGAACUUCAACCGAUACGUCAACGUCAACGCCCUGAAGCACUACUUCAACGUCUCCAACUCCUAUGUCAUCAACAAGCUCUUCCUCGUCCUCUUCCCUUGGAGGCACAAGCCGUGGUCGCGCAAGCAGUCCGUCGGACCUAGCGGCCAGGAGGGGUGGUAUCUCCCGCCGCGGGACGACAUCAACAGCCCUGAUAUGUACAUCCCCGUCAUGGCCGUUGUGACGUACAUCCUCCUGUCCACCCUCAUCGCCGGUCUCCGAGGCCAGUUCCAGCCUGAGCUCCUCGGAUACACGGCGUCGACGGCUCUGGUGAUAGUGGUUGCGGAGAUCUUGGGUCUGAAGCUGGGCUGCUAUCUGUUGGGCAUCUCAAACGACUCGCAACUCUACGAUCUGAUCGCGUACUCAGGGUACAAGUUUGUUGGUAUAAUUGUUACCGUCGCCGUGGCUGAGACCUUCAACGGUGGCAAGGGCACGGGCGGCUGGAUUGGCUGGUCGGUGUUCCUCUACACAUUCCUGGCCAACUCCCUGUUCUUGAUGCGGUCUCUCAAGUACGUCCUUUUGCCCGAGAACGCGGCCAACGGCGCUGGCCCUAUGCAGACGGGCGAUUCCCGAGCCAAGCGAAACCAGAGAACCCAGUUUCUGUUCUUCUACUCGUACAUCGUUCAGCUGCUGUUCAUGUGGAUCCUGACGAGACCUUGA
Molecule: messenger RNA, 873 nt
Organism: Colletotrichum spaethianum
Lineage: Eukaryota; Fungi; Ascomycota; Sordariomycetes; Glomerellales; Glomerellaceae
Product: protein transport protein yif1
Exons: 4
Coding region: 1-873 (290 amino acids)
Biological process (GO): endoplasmic reticulum to Golgi vesicle-mediated transport
Cellular component (GO): endoplasmic reticulum membrane; Golgi membrane; endoplasmic reticulum-Golgi intermediate compartment
Source: RefSeq, a predicted model, not a curated record